UUCCUUUGACUCUUCUCUACCCCUUCUCUCUCUCUCUCUAAAUUACUUCACCUCUACCACAAAAAAACAACAUCACCGAGAAAGAAACCACACUCAUCGACCUCUAUCUCUCUUUGAUCUCUCAUGGGCACAACAAUCCAGCACCAUCGCCACCAUUUUCUCAACAUAAAAAGGAUCGUUACUUAUUUUCUCUACGCUCUCAUCCCCUUAGCUCUCCUCCAUUACUUCCUCUUCUCUCUCUCCACAUGCCAUUCCCCUCCACCUCACCCCAACAACACCGUCCCCCCCUCCCCCCCUUCCUCUCAAGCAGGCGGUGGUAGAGUAGUAGUAGUGGAGCAUGGAGGGCAGCGGUGCGACUAUUCGGACGGGCGGUGGGUGUUCGAGCCGCGCGGGCCGCUCUACAACGGGACGAGCUGCAGCACCAUCAAGGACGGGCAGAACUGCAUGGCGCACGGCCGGCCCGACACCGGCUACCUCCGCUGGCGGUGGCAGCCGGCGCAGUGCGACCUGCCGGCCUUCGACCCUUCGUCGUUCCUCCGCCUGAUCCGCAACAAGCACGUGGCGUUCGUCGGCGACUCGAUGGCCCGCAACCAGGCCGAGUCCCUCCUCUGCCUCCUCGCCACGUCGGAGCCUCCCGACCUCGUCUACCGAGGCAGCAGCAGCAGCAACAGCAGCGACGGCGACGGCGAAGGCGACGGCGACGGCGACAGCAGCAGCAAGUUCCGGCGAUGGGUCUUCCCGGCGCACAACGCGACGGUGUCGAUCUUCUGGUCGCCGUUCCUGGUGAAGGCGAUGGAAAAGCAGGAGGCGAGGGGCGUGCGCCACAACAGGGUGUUCCUGGACGCGUUCGACGAGCGGUGGACGUCGAGUUUGGGUCGGACGGACGCGGUCGUCCUCUCCGUCGGGCACUGGUUCCUGCUCCCGGGGAUAUACCGCGAAAACGACGAGAUCGUGGGGUGCCACUACUGCCCCGAGCUCAACCACACCGACACCGGGUUCUUCGACGUGUUCCGGAAGGCGAUUCGGAGGGCUCUUCGGGAGGUCGUGGACGCAGAGAAGGAGAAGGUGGUGGCGGCGACGACGUUCUCGCCGGCGCACUUCGAGGGGGAGUGGGACAAGGCGGGGGCGUGCCCGAAGAAGGAUCCGUACAGGGAGGGGGAGAAGGUGAUGCAGUACAUGGAUAACGAGAUGCGGAGGAUAGUGCUGGAAGAAGUAGCGGCAGCAGCAGCAGCAGCAGGCGAUGGGGGGGUGAGGUUCGAGGCGCUGGACGUGACGAAAUUGGCGAUGAUGCGGCCGGACGGGCACCCCGGGCCGUACAUGUAUGCGAAUCCGUUCGCGGGCGGAGGGGGAGGGGGAGAGGGGGAGGAGAUGAGGGUGCAGAAUGACUGCGUGCAUUGGUGCUUGCCCGGGCCGGUCGACACGUUCAAUGAGAUUUUGCUGCAGCUGAUGAUGAGGGGAAGGUAAAUAGGUAAUGCUAAUGCAAGCAGUAGAUAGUGUUACAAGUUUGUUUGUUUGUUUGUUUGUUUGUUUUGAGAGAUGUGUUACAAGUUUGUUACUGGAUUCAUUGGUUGAUAGUUAAAUUUUACUUCAUUGAGUCUCAUUAAUUA
Ananas comosus (pineapple) is the source of this 1607-nucleotide messenger RNA. Its product is annotated as protein ALTERED XYLOGLUCAN 4-like. The record is from RefSeq and is a predicted model, not a curated record. The transcript is spliced from 2 exons. Bases 124 to 1464 code for a protein of 446 amino acids. Gene Ontology annotation, molecular function: O-acetyltransferase activity. Gene Ontology annotation, cellular component: Golgi apparatus. NCBI's taxonomy places the organism in Eukaryota, Viridiplantae, Streptophyta, Magnoliopsida, Poales, Bromeliaceae.